Messenger RNA from Didymodactylos carnosus, 1065 nucleotides. The record is from the annotation of a GenBank genome assembly. Lineage: Eukaryota; Metazoa; Rotifera; Eurotatoria; Philodinida; Philodinidae.
AUGCUGACAGCAGAGCCAGAAAGUCGAAAAACAAUGAGAGGAGUAGUGUUACCCGGGAAUAGUACCGUUGAGUAUCGCGAGCAAGAGAUUCCAAAACCAUCUUACGGUCAAGUGCUCGUACAAAUGAAGGCUUCAUCGAUAUGUGGUAGCGACAUUAGGCAAGUAUAUGAAAAGUUGUGGGGAGACGAGAAGUACCGAAAUGUUAUCGCGGGUCACGAACCAUGCGGACAGAUUGUUCAAGUUGGCAGCGGAUGUAAGCAGUUUAACGUUGGAGAUCGUGUCAUUGUGUACCAUAUCAGCGGAUGUGGCUUAUGCAAUGAUUGUAAAGAAGGUUAUAUGAUUUCAUGUCACGGAAAACAGAGAGCAGCAUACGGAUGGCAGCGAGAUGGAGGGCAUGCACCAUAUCUGUUAGCAGAAGAAAAUACGUGUAUUUCUCUUCCUGAAAAUUUAACCUUUGUCGACGGUGCUCUUAUCGCAUGUGGUUUUGGUACUGUAUGGGAAGCUCUAACUCGCGUUAAACUCAAUGGACAAGAUCGUUUACUGAUUACUGGAUUAGGGCCCGUUGGACUCGCCGUCGGUAUGCUUGGACGGGCACUUGGAUCUCAUCAUAUCAUUGGUGUAGAUAUCAGCGAAGAACGGAUUCAAUUAGCACGUAGUAUGAAUCUAAUCGAUGACGGAUUAGUAAGCAAUUCGAAAACACUCGAAAAAAUUCAUCAAUUGACUGAUGGGAAUGGCUGUGAAGUAACGAUUGAUUGUUCUGGAUCUCCGUCUGCUCGACAAGUCGCUUUACAAGGUACGCGUCAAUGGGGUCGAUGUGUUUUCGUUGGUGAAGGUAAUGACAUUCAAUUUGAUGUUUCACCACUGCUAAUUCACAAGCAAAUUACGUUGUAUGGCUCAUGGGUUACAUCUCUAAAGCACAUGGCAGAUUUAACCGAACGAUUAUCUCGAUGGAAUUUACAUCCAGAGAAAAUAGUUACACAUCAGUUCACAUUAGAACAAGCAGAUGAAGCCUACAAAAUCGCUAGCCAAGGACAUGGAGGCAAAGUCGUUAUUGUCUUUGACUGA